AUGUGCCACUUUCAGGUCUCCUCACACUGCUGGUGUGUUCCAUUUUGUCAUAGAGUGCUGGCAGAUUACGGGCCUCCCAUUGCUGCUGCCAGGCCCCUAAUCUGCCAUGGGCCCCUGUACUGCCUCCUCAUGCUGCUGCCAGGUCCACAGUGUCUCAUGGGUCCCUGUACGGCCUCCCAUUGCUGCUGUCUCCAUCGCCACACUCUGCCAUGUGCCACUUUCAGGUCCCCUCACACUGCUGGUGGGUUCCAUUUUGUCAUAGGGUGCUGUAUGGCCUCCCAUUGCUGCUGCCUCCACCGCCACACUGUGGCUCCACACUCUGGUUUUGGCCCCGUGACUGCCCAAAUGAGUGACGUGUGCGGUGAUUCUAAGAUCGACGGCACUCAUCUGCAUGUCAUACUG
Messenger RNA from Staurois parvus, 402 nucleotides. NCBI's taxonomy places the organism in Eukaryota, Metazoa, Chordata, Amphibia, Anura, Ranidae. The record is from the annotation of a GenBank genome assembly.